Messenger RNA from Porites evermanni, 2492 nucleotides. NCBI's taxonomy places the organism in Eukaryota, Metazoa, Cnidaria, Anthozoa, Scleractinia, Poritidae. The record is from the annotation of a GenBank genome assembly.
AUGACUCGAACGCGAGACACGGGUAUCAUUGUUACACGGUAAGCUUUAAAAGAACCAGUAAACCGUAUUACAAUCUUGCGGUGCCCUAGUUCCUCUCUCACCGGGCAUCACUGACUUGAAUCAGCAGGAGUAUACAGCUCUGCUGUGUUGGUGGAUAAGGACAUGUUCUUAACCUAAUUCUGAAUCUAAAUCACAUCAAACGGAUCUAGGGUUACAUUCGAUUAUCUUACUGAUACCAAGUGGACAAUCGAAACAGUUUUUUCGAUCACGAUCAGUUUUGCAGAAUUCAAUGUAUUAUGAAAGCUGAUCGGGUUUUCUACAGAUCCUACGUUCUGUGGCAUAUUCGUUUGCGGUCCUUUGCUGUUUAAAUGUCAAUUUAUUGCUUAUUUUGGGGCCGUAGGUCUUUUAUAGAUCCGAUAUGCUGUUCAUUUUUGCAUGGUUUUGCCCAUGGAGACACGUGAUGUGGCGUGGUUCGGUUAAUUAGUGUUGGAGUUAAAUGUCAGGGCUCUAAAACAGAGUGAGCGGGUAAUUUUUAGCAGAGCUUCUCUGUUUGUUGCGCCGUAGCUUACUGAUGAGCCACAAGAAUGGCGAAACAGCUGUCUACGCCGUUACGACCCCGCUCUGUUUUGUGUUCUUUCAGUGUCGUGUUGAUGUCUUGCAAAGUUGAUUUUCAUGUAGUACGAUCAGCUACGUGAAAAAAGCUACAUGAAAAAAGAAGGGAUUCUUUGAAGGGGAUGAUCAAAUUGAGAGAUUUUCUAAGUGUUAUUACGGUCAAUCCGAAAGCGACCACACCUAGGGCUUUCAUCUGUCUUCAGUUUUUGUUUUUGUUUUGUUUUGUUUUGUUUUUUUCACACAGUAACCUUCCGAUCCUUAAUGUAAAAUCGUGGAAUAAUACUGUAAAUGUGCUUUUCGCAAAAGAUGUAUAAAGGACGGACCUUUUUGGCUUCUUUCAUUAGUAGCUUACAACUAGAAAACGAAUGAGUUAUCAGGCGAAUAAAAGAUCGACUUCAACUUCAUUCAAAAGAUAAGGUAUGGAUAGGCCAAUUCUGCAAAAUGUGCUUAGCUUCUUACUACACACAAAAAGACACUGAAAAAAACCUUUUAGUAGUUCGCAUGGGAAAAUCUGUCAUCCAAAGAGCUGCGAGUAAAUGCCAAAUAAAAAAAAACUAACAAUGAUUUUUUUGAUCAUGGGAACCACAAAACUCUGUAUUUACUUUUAGUGAAAAUAUUACAAAACUAGGUAAAUAUUUACAAUAAACCUAUGAUUGAGUCUCUUGCUACAUGUUUUUGUAAACGGAUGUUAUUUUGCUACUUGACAGAUGAAAGUUUAAGACAUCAGAGACGCCAAGAAAAAGAUUAUUGUUUGUAUACUGCAGACUUCUCAGACGGUUGUCAAAAAUCAGGAGAAAAGUUGAGAAUACAGUAAAAACACAAGCACAAUUUUAAAACGACGACUUUGAAAUUUGCCUUUGUCUUAUUAAUUCUGGAUCUGUAUCAUCUAUAUAAUUUUGCAAAGCCAGUUAAAUAAAUAAAUAAGUUUGGCUCGGCCUUAAUUCGAAUUAGGUUCGGCUCAUGAAAAGUUCGGCGUCUGAACCGGGCCUUGGCGACUUUUCCUAACAAUUAUCUGAGAAAAUUUUAAAGUCGUCGUGUCGUGUGCGUCAACAUUGACGUUACCAUGGCAACCGAGUUUUGGCAACCACGUUUCUCAAAAUUUGCAUUUUUCUCACUAAAAUAGGUUUUAAUUUUAUUUUUACGAAUGUAAUUAUUGUAAUACUUAUAUAACACUUAAAUUAGCGCUAUUUUAUCAAAGUUAUUGACACUGUUGAUGAAAUCCAGGCUUUUUAGUGACUAGCUUAAGAAAUGAGUUAAUAUCACCAAAUAGCAGACGCUUUUUUAAUUUUUAACAGUGUUCAUUUCUCCCGUAACUGCAUAUUUCUCAGAUUUUUUGCCUCCUAAGCAUCCUUUUAUUCUCAGAUCAAGUUUUCUUUAAAAAUUCCUCGAUUUAUACGGGUUUUAAGUAAAAUGGAACACACAAGAUGGCGGAUGCUUCCAGUUCCUUUUUAGUAAUAAAAUGACGUCAUGAUGACAUUACUUCAGAUAUUGUUAAAACUUAUUUAUUGUUAGCCAGCUUCUUGAUUUUAUGAAACAGCCUUACCCUUUAAGUAUAUUUUUGCUUAAGUGUACUUGGAUUCUGUCCCUGUGGCAGGAAGCAAAAGAGCCGGGUCUGAAUAGGGUUAAACCUACAAGUAGUUCAGAACUUAUUUAAAUGUUACUUUGCUCUUGAAACAUACAGAGACGAUGCUACUACAGCAGCCACUGUCAAAGAGGCCAAUUCUGUUACUACGGGCGGUGCUGCCAGUAUAGUUACCCAUCUGGCUACUGCAGAUCGCAGAGCGGCUGUAAAUCAUAUCAGUGCUGUUCAAAACAUAACUCGCAGCAGGCUUACGGCAUCUGCAGGAAUCUCAAGAAACCGGGAGAGUUUUGCCCUUUAA